AUGUCGCCAGUCUCCGUCGAUGGAAGCGACUGGUCGGGGUUGAACCAGUAUGGGAAGUCAGAAUCCCCAUUCUCACCAACAUUCCCAUCGUCUCGCGCCAAUCUAGCCACACCCCCGACCUCCGGCGUCCCUAGCGCACCUUUAAGUCCCAACGGCGGUCCUCCAUCGUUAUCCCCUUCGAACUUAAGCAGCAACCCAUCCCCUCCCAGCUCCAUCGCCGCCAGAUCCAGCGUGGGCACAAUAGGAGGAGAACCCGCUCCCCGAGAUGGACGACGAUACCGCCAGAUGGAAGAGAUACUGGGCCAACACUAUGUUGUCCUCCGACGAUUCCUGAACGGCACAGCCCGUGAAGAUAACAGCAAGCCAAACAAAGCCCGCGACAAACUACUACGCCUAUCUCCGACCCAGUUUCACGAACUGUCAACAGAUGUAUACGAUGAAUUGAUCCGGCGGCAGCAGGCCAUGCCCCCGCCAGGACGCCCUCCCCGGCCAGACGUACCCCCCUACCUCCCAUCGCGCGCCGACUUUCACGAAAAGCGCAACCACGCCCGCCAAAAGUUGGCCGCACUGCACCACCAGCGCUUCCGCGACCUCGCAACCGAUGUCUUCUGCGAGCUGGAGCGUCGCUUUCCGCACUUUACCAGCCGGGAAUUUCGAGCACGCCCGCCUCCAAAUAUGCCGCCAGGCUCGCGAGGUUCACAGCAGUCGAGGGGGCCUCCCUCGCGCAUGGGUCGGGGCUAUCCGUCUGGUGGACCGCCGGGAAGUCCGUUCCCACCGCGUGGUGGUUCGGUUGGCGGAUCGCCUGGCGGGAUGAAUGGGGAUGGGCCGUUCCCUCGGUCUUUCCAGAGUAAUACGAUGGUUCCAAAUAAGAGUACUAUGGUUGAGGAUAGCGAUGAUAUGGGCGGGGAGGACGAAGACGAUGCUCGGAGUGAUGCGUUUGCGUUAGAUGCUGUGUUGAGUCGUCGGGGGACAACAACGACGCUGGGAGAUAGUGAGCGGAAGUUGUUGUUGGAGAGUCAGUCGCAGGUCUCGGCUUUGCAAGAUAAGAUUGAGAAGUUGGAAGAAUUGGUUCGCUCCAAAGACGAGGAGCUGGCUCAGUCGUCUCAGGAUGCCGAUUCCUCUGGGAUCAGUCACAGCGAGCGACAGGAAUGGGAUGAUUUGCGACAAGACCUUGAGAGUAAGGUGUCGAAAGCGGAGGAUCUCAAUAGUUCGCUUCAGCUUGAGCUUGAGAAGGUUCGGACGGAGCAUGAUACGAUGGAACGUGACCUUCGCAACCAGCUCGAAGAGUCUUCUCUCAGUGUCGAGGAUGCUGAAUUGCAGUCGCGGUACGCGGAUCUGGAGAAUCGGCACCAGACUCUGCAGAUAGAGCUGCAACAGCAGCGGCAGGUGACCGAUGAGGUCAAGCGGGAAGCAUCGGUGUUCCUCAUGGAAAUGAAGACCCUCACAGCCGAGAGCCACGAAAAUUGGGAACGCGAAGAGCAUCUCUCCAACGAAGUCCACAGACUCGAGGCAGACGCCAACGAAUGGAAGCACCGCUACGCCAAGGUCAAGGCCCAGCUACGACACCUCCGUACAUCAUCUGGCGGCUUCGCCGACUCCAGACCCGACGCAAGCGUCUUUACCAAAGAGCACGAACUCGUCCAGGUGGAUGGUGUGGUCAAAGAUGUUCACGUUACUAAAUUCCAAAUGUCGGUCGACGAACUUUUGCGCGCUGCCCGAUUCGAAGAACCGCGCAUUGUUCUCCAACAAAUCAAGGCGGUUGUCGUGACCGUCCGCUACAUCCUUCAAGACGUGGACCAGUCACCAAUCCCCGUGGAUGGCACAGCAGCGCAGCGUAUCAAAGCGAAGAACCAGGCAUCGAGCACAGCAAACAAUAUGAUCACUGCCACGCGCAACUUCGCCAGCUCUGGCGGUUUGUCUCCGGUGUCUCUCCUCGAUGCCGCAGCUUCCCAUCUCUGCACUGCUAUCAUUGAGUUGAUUCGCAUUGUGAAGAUUCAGCCUUCGCCUGCAGAUGAGCUGAUGGAAGAAGCUGAUGAGGAGAUGGAUGUUUCGCAAACGCAAUUCCCUGACUACUUUGAUACGUCUGCUAGCCAGAAGCGCAUGAGCAAUAACUCGGUCUACAGCGCUAUGAGUCGGCCCGACGAGUCCGAGUUCCCUGCUUUGCAGAAUGGUUAUACUAAUGGUGUCAACCAUGAUGGCUGGGGUGUGCCGCAGGGUGACCACGAAGUAUUGGAAUUGAAGCUCCACGUUGAAAACCAAACAGACGGCAUGGUCCAAUCGAUCCAGGCACUGGUAGCCAGCAUCCGCGCCGGAGACAAACUGCACACAGUCCAGACGCAUGUCAAUGACAUUUCAGGCGUCGUCGCCAACGUUAUCAACUACACAGAACGGUUGGUACGCGAUCGCAGUGGCGACAUCGCUCUACAGCAGACUUCCGAACCUGUCAUUCACGCUUUGGAACAAUGCCGUAACAGAUUGGUUGCCACUGCUGAGGAGGGCCAAGAUGCCACAACACCCGAGGAACUGCGCGAGGUCACGAACAAACUUCCGCCCAUCGCUUUUGAAAUUGCUCGCGAGACAAAGGAUCUCGUCCAGCGUCUUGAGUCCAUGUCCUUGGCGACUGCUGACGACGAGGACGAUGAUUUCCGGUGA
This is a messenger RNA of Penicillium nucicola, 2652 nucleotides long. RefSeq names its product putative cell polarity protein. Gene Ontology annotation, cellular component: cell cortex of growing cell tip; actomyosin contractile ring. NCBI's taxonomy places the organism in Eukaryota, Fungi, Ascomycota, Eurotiomycetes, Eurotiales, Aspergillaceae. The transcript has 2 exons. The record is from RefSeq and is a predicted model, not a curated record. Bases 1 to 2652 code for a protein of 883 amino acids. Gene Ontology annotation, molecular function: MAP kinase scaffold activity.